Camelina sativa (false flax) is the source of this 2076-nucleotide messenger RNA. The record is from RefSeq and is a predicted model, not a curated record. NCBI's taxonomy places the organism in Eukaryota, Viridiplantae, Streptophyta, Magnoliopsida, Brassicales, Brassicaceae.
GUUUGCAUUAACCUCUCUCUCUUUCUCUUUAAUCCAAGUAAAGUAUCCAACAACUCAGCCAAACCAAAAGUUUCUUACUUUUGCUUCUUCUUCUUCUUAGCAUUUACUCAAACCAAGUCAUUCAUUCAUUCAAUCCCCUUUCGAAUUUAUAGUUUUUAGGGUUUCUUCGUCGGAGUUAUUUUUGUCUGAAUUUUUCUGUACUUUCUUUUGGUGGAUUUUUCCUCUGUUUUAUUGUCUCGAGAUGAUCCAUCUGAUUCUGCUAUCCAAAUACGAUUCGAUGACUCUUCGUGGGUUUUGAAAGUGGAAAUUUUUAUAACUCUGAAUCGCUUUCUGAUCCUUUGCCUUGUGUGAUAAGAGUUACAACACCGAGAUCGGUCUUGAUUUCUUUUAACUGUAGAGGUUUGAAACUUCUUCCUCUACUUAUAUUUUGAUCUGUUAUUUGUUGUAUACACUAUUACUUAGCUGCUUCUGGUCUUUGUAAGUCAUACCCUGCUUCUCUGCAUUAGACAGAUAGACCCUUGUAAUUGUUUACUGCAUCCUUGUGUACUUGAUUCGGUUUUGUUUCAGUGUAUCUGGAGAUUGGCAACAAUGUCUGAGCUCAAAGAGCGUUUGCUUCCUCCAAGACCUGCUUCAGCUAUUAACCUUAGAGGGGAUGCAGCAGCUUCUCGUCCUUCUCCAUCAGGGAGACAACCUCUCCUUGGACUUGAUGUUUUGGGUCUCAAGAAGCGUGGCCAAGGCCUCAAGUCUUGGAUUCGUGUUGAUACUUUUGCCAAUUCUCAGCUCAUUGAGGUCGAUAAGUUCACUAUGAUGCGUAGAUGUGAUUUGCCUGCUCGUGAUUUAAGGCUCCUUGAUCCUUUGUUUGUCUAUCCCUCCACUAUCCUUGGCAGAGAGAAGGCUAUUGUUGUUAACUUGGAGCAGAUCCGUUGUAUCAUUACUGCUGAUGAGGUUUUGCUCUUGAAUUCCCUUGACAACUAUGUGCUUCGGUAUGUUGUUGAGCUGCAGCAGAGGCUAAAGGCGAGUUCUGUUACUGAGGUUUGGAAUCAGGACACUCUUGAUUUCAGCAGGAGGAGUCGGAGUAGGAGUUUAGACAAUGUCUUUCAGAACUCAUCCCCUGAUUAUUUACCUUUCGAGUUUAGGGCUCUUGAAGUUGCCCUUGAAGCUGCUUGUACCUUCCUUGAUUCCCAGGCUUCAGAGUUAGAGAUUGAGGCAUACCCAUUAUUGGAUGAGCUUACCUCAAAGAUCAGUACUUUAAACUUGGAGCGUGCGCGUAGACUAAAGAGCAGACUUGUAGCAUUGACGAGAAGAGUUCAAAAGGUUCGGGAUGAGAUUGAACAGCUAAUGGACGAUGAUGGGGAUAUGGCGGAAAUGUACCUAACAGAGAAGAAGAAGAGAAUGGAAGGAUCUUUAUAUGGUGAUCAGUCUUUACCUGUUUACAGAUCGAAUGAUUGUGUUUCUCUGUCUGCGCCAGUUUCUCCUGUUUCUUCUCCUCCUGAGACCCGUAGACUUGAGAAAAGCUUGAGCGUUGUAAGGAGCCGGCAUGACAGUGCUAGGAGCUCAGAAGGCGCAACCGAGAAUAUAGAGGAGCUAGAGAUGUUGCUGGAAGCAUACUUUGUUGUCAUCGAUAGCACUCUCAACAAGCUAACCUCGUUAAAGGAGUACAUUGAUGAUACCGAGGAUUUCAUCAGCAUACAGUUGGAUAACGUACGGAAUCAGCUGAUCCAAUUCGAGCUGCUGCUAACUACUGCGACAUUCGUUGUAGCCAUCUUUGGGGUUGUAGCAGGGAUCUUUGGGAUGAAUUUUGAAAUAGAUUUCUUUGAAAAGCAAGGUGCUUUCAAAUGGGUUUUGACCAUCACUGGAGUGUGCGGCCUUCUCAUAUUUUUGGCAUUCGUCUGGUUCUACAAACGUAGAAGACUCAUGCCUCUGUGAAGACAUAAUAACUGCCCUGACACGUAGACGAUUGUGUUUACUGUUUAUGUUACUUAAAUUAAUACAUUAAUCGUCUGUGACCUUUUUAUAUAAAGAUGAAACAGUGUCAUUAAGGAUGAAAUACAAAUUACUUGAAGCACCUUCUUGAAA